AUGAAUAAUAAUAAUAAAAAUAAUUGGGAGUUAUUAUUUUGGAAAGUAAUAAAAAACAAAUUUCUAUUUAGAUUAAUUUUAAAAGAAAUUAAAAAUGAUAAAAUUCAAUUUAAUAGAACUGAUAAAUAUUCAUGCAAUAAUAGAAUUGGAUUUAAUAUAAUAAAAUCAUUAAGAUGGUUACUUGAAAAUAAACAAUUCUCACUAUUAAAAGAUAAACUAGUUAAUAAUAAAUACCUUCAAAUUGAUAAAGGAGCAAUAGAUUAUUUCAUUAGAAUAGUUGAUUCAAUCGAUUUAAUAGAAUUAUUAUUUAAAAAGAAACAAAAACAAUUAUCAAUAAUAGAUUUAAUUAAAUCAUGUAUUGAAAAUAAAAAUGAAACGAUUUUAAAAUUUAUUUUAAAAAAAAGAAAAGAACAAGCCUCUUUAUUUAGUAAUAAUAAUAAUAAUAAUAAUUUUUACCCAAUUUAUCCAUCAACUAUUUUAUUUGCAAUUCAAAGUUCACCAAAAUCAACAGUAGAACUAUUAAUUAAUGAAUUAACAGAAAGAGAGAAAUUAAUAAUAAUGCCACCAAUUAAUGAAGAAGUUAUAAGAGCAGCACAUUCAAAUCCUUGUCAUACAUAUCAAAUGUUUGAAUAUAUAUUCCAAGAGAAAUCAUUUAAUCCAAUACCAAAUACAGAAAAGAAUAAAUUAUCAUAUACAGAUUUUAAUUAUUAUGAAUCAAACGAACUAAAAUUAAAAUUCUUAGAAAUGAAAUUAGUUUAUAAACCAAAAAAUCAAAUCACUUUUGAAAAUAUAACAAACCUAAAAGAAGAUGAAUUAAAAUUAAUUGUUUUAAUUUUAAAAAAUCUUAAUAAUAAUAAUAGUAGUAGUGAAACUGAUAGCAAUGAUAAUGAUAUUAGUGAUAAUAAUUUAAUAAUAAUAAAAGAUAAAAAUGAAAAAGAAAUAAAAGAAGAUCAAGAAUUUUCUUUAUUACCAAAAGAAGAAAGAAUAAAAAAAUUAAAAUUAUUUAUUAUAACAGAACUAAAUUCAGAUAAACUUUAUUUAAAUUAUUUACUAGAAUAUGAUGAAAUAGUACCAAAUUAUAAAAUUAAUGUUUUAUCAUUAUAUGCAUUUAGUAGAUUCAAUUUAACUGCAUUAGAUUAUUUAUUAAAUUAUUUACCAAAUAACCUUGAACCAAAUUCAGAAAUUAAUAAUAAUAUUAAUAAUAAUAAUAAUAAAAAUAAUAAUAAUAAUAAUAAUAAUAAUAAUAAUAAUAAUAAUAAUAAUAAUAAUAAUAAUAAUAAUAAUAAUAAUAAUAAUAAUAAUAAUAAUAAUAAUAAUAAUAAUAAUAAUAAUAAUAAUAAUGGUAUACCAAAUGUAUCAAUUUAUUUAGAGUAUUUAAAAGAUAGAAUAAAUGAACUAAUUAAAGAUAAUCAAAUUAAUAUAAUUAAAGAAUUCAUUAAAAAAAUAUAUAGAGAUGAUUUAGAUAAUGAAACAACAACAACAACUACUACUACUACUACAUUAAUUAAAAAUUGUAAAUCAUUUAAAGAACAAUUAAAAAGUCAAUGGAGACCAAUAAUAAAAUUAUUUUUAUUAAAUCCAAAAAUACCAAUUGAUUUAUUAGAUUUCAUUAUAAAUGAAACAACAGAUUUCCCAAUGGAAAAAUUCUUAAAUCAAUCUCCAAUUGAAAUAGUACCAUUUUUAAAAUAUAAAUGGUAUGUCGAAUCUGUAUUAUUAAAUAAAUUCAAAAUGGGUUCAAUAGAUUCUAGUAAAAAAUUUGAUACAAGACUUUAUAAUCAAAUUCCACCAUUGAAUCAAAAUGAAAUCAUUGAUCUAGUAAUUGCAAAUAAACAAUUUUAUCAAUUUGAAAAUAAUAAUAAUAAUAAUAAUAAUAGUAAUAAUAGUAAUAAUGGUAAACUAAAUAAAUUAAAUUUUAAAUCGAUUGAUAAAUUAAAUUAUUUCAUUAAAAGUUAUCAUCAACAGCAACAACUACAACAACAACUUAAAAAUAAUGAAAAACAAACAGUAGUAGAUCUUGAAAAUAGUGAUAAUUUUAAAUUAGAAUUACCAAAAGAAUGUUAUUAUAAACCAUUUUUUAAAGCAUUAUCAAUGUGUGAUAUUGAAUCAAUUAAAUUAAUUGAACCAGUUUUUAAUACACCAAUAUUACCCUCAGUUUACCAAUUUGGUUGUUUUAGUAUUAUUGAAUCACUUGAAAAUUAUCAAAAUUUAUUCAAUUAUUUAUUUAAUAAUAAUAAUAAUAAUUCUUCAAAUUAUUUUAAAUAUAUUUUCUUUGAUUAUUUAACAGAAUUUUUUAAUGGAUUUACAAUUGAAGAAAUUAUAGAGAAUAAUAUUAAAAUCAAUUUUAAUAAAUUCCCUCAACAAUCUAUUCAAUUAUUAAUAAAUUCAAUUUUCUUAAAACAAAAUUUAGAUUUAAUUAAAUUUAUUUGUUCUCAAUUAAAUUUUAAACAACUUUAUGAAACCUAUCCAGAAGAAUUCUUUCGAACGUCUACAUAUUCAAUUUUUAAUAAUAAUAAUAAUAAUAAAAAAGAAAAUUAUGGUUUUAGUAAAAUUUCAGCUUCAAUCUCUAUUAAUAAAUAUAGUUUUAGACAUUCUUUGAAAUAUUCAAAAAUUAAAUCAAUAAUUGAUUAUUUAAUAUCAGUUUUUAUAAAUAAUAAUAAUAAUAAUAAUAAUAAUAAUAAUAAUAAUAAUAAUAAUAAUAAUAAUAAUAAUAAUAAUAAUAGUAAUAAUAGUAAUAAUUUAAAAAAUUGUGAAUUAGUUACAACUAUAUUUAAAUUAUUAUAUAGAAUAAUUUUAUCAAGUAUAGAUAUGAAAUUUGAAGAUAUUGAAGAAAUUCAAAAAAUUUAUGAAAAGAUUGGUUUAAAAGAAAUAAUAGAUUCGGAUUCAAAUAUAAAUGAAGUUUAUUAUUUAAUAUUAAAGGAUUUAAGAUAUGGUAAAUACCUUUUCUUAAAAAGAACAAAUCCAUUAGAAAAAUUAUUAUUUAAUCUUUGUCGUGGUAAUGAUCAAAAUUAUUCAAUUUUUAAUUCUGAUAUUGAUAAUAUUAAUGUUAUUAAUAGUAAUAAUAAUAAUAACAAUAAUAAUAAUAAUAAUAAUAAUAUUAAUAAUGUAAUAUCACUUGAAUUUGUUAAGAAUUCAACAUUUGAAGAAAUAUUUUUAAAAUUAAAAAGAUUAUUAUCAUAUUAUAAUGAUUCAUCAUAUACCAAUAAUAAUAAUAGUAAUAAUAAUAAUAGUAGUUAUGAUAAUAAUAAUAAUAAUAAUAAUAAUAAUAUUGAUAAUUCAAAUAUUUCAACAAUAAAGAUUCUAAGAAAUUUAAGAGAAGAUUAUUUAUUUUUAUUGGAAUGUAAUGAAAUUAGAACAUUUUUAAAUCUUGUUAAAAGACAUUCUUAUAAUAGUGAAAUCUCAAGAUUAUUAGAUUUCUUUGAAGUUAAAAACUCUUUGAUAAAGGUAUUGGAUAAACAAUCAAUUUCAAAAUUAUUAGCAUUUGAAAUUCAAGAUUAUAAUAUUGUAAAUUAUUUUGAACAAUCAUUCAAUGAAUCAAGAUUAGAUUUAAUUAAAUAUCUUUUAAAAAUUAGUAAUUGUACUUUAGUUUUUGGUCAAAUCAAUUCAAUUAGUGAAUAUCAUUUUCAAUCAAUCUUUAAAUCAAAUCAAAUUGAUAUUGUUAAUUACUUAUUAAAAAAUUAUAAAUUUUUAAUUGAUAAAUUUCAACCAUCAAACAAUAAUAAUAAUAAUGAUAAUAAUAAUAAUAAUAAUAAUAAUAAUAAUAAUAAUAAUAAUAAUAAUAAUAAUAAUAAUAAUAAUAAUAAUAAUAAUAAUAAUAAUAAUAAUAAUAAUACCACUACAAUUAAUAGUAUGAAAGAUAAUUUAAGUGGUGGUAAUGAUAAAAUUUCAACAACUUUUAAUAUUUGUUUUUAUAGUGGUUUUAUUGAAAUCUGUGAAUUAUUAUUAUCAUCAUAUUCUUCAAUUUUAUCGAUUAAAUCCUCAAAUAUUAUUGAAGCAAUUAAAAAUGAUCAAAUUAUAAUUAUACUUUAUUUCAUAAAUAAUAAUAUUAUUAAUUUUAAUAAUGACAUAUUAUCAAAUGAUCAAGUUUUAAAUAUUUUAUCUAAUCAUAAGGAUUUUAAAUAUUUAUUGCAGUUACAACAAUAA
Molecule: messenger RNA, 4140 nt
Organism: Dictyostelium discoideum AX4
Lineage: Eukaryota; Evosea; Eumycetozoa; Dictyosteliales; Dictyosteliaceae
Exons: 1
Coding region: 1-4140 (1379 amino acids)
Source: RefSeq, a predicted model, not a curated record